AUGGUUAAUAUUGGUUCUAUCUGUGCCGUCGCUACAGCCAUUUCUUGUGUAGCUGCCCACCCUUCCUUUAUCUAUAAGUUCGAUGCAGCUAAGGCUGGUGGCGUGAAAGGCUUCAUCAAAGUAAAGUAUGCGAGUGAAACCUCGUCGACCGCUACCAUCACGGCCAAUCUUGAUUUCUCUCGUGUAAAUCAAACUGAGAUUGGCAAAUUCGACGGUAAUUGUACCGAGCCUGUUACAAGCUGGAAGUGGCACAUUCAUACCAAGUGGGGUUCGACUCAGUCAUCAGCAUCUUAUAAACAGUGCUCUAAAGCCGCGACUGACAACCAUUACGACCCGCUCAAGGCGUGUGGCCCGGCGUCCGAGUAUGUUUCGGAGGAAUCAUGCAAGGCCAAAUCUAAGAGUUAUGUGUGCAAUCCUGGUAACUACACAACUCACCCAGAAGUGUGCGAGAAGGGCGAUUUGUCGGGCAAGUUUGGUGCGUUCGAAGUCGGCAAGACUAACCUCGUUUCAAAGAAGUGGGAAGACAAACAUUUCCCACUUUUGUCGGAAAAUAAAGACACGUGGAGUAUUGUGCUUCACGCCGUUUGUGGGAAGGAGGCGCCUCGUAUCUCGUGCGCAGUCAAGAUGAACGACGAUGAGAAGACUGCCAACUCCCCUCGUGACGCUGAUUGCAAUGUUAAGAUGUAG
Molecule: messenger RNA, 687 nt
Organism: Plasmopara halstedii
Lineage: Eukaryota; Oomycota; Peronosporomycetes; Peronosporales; Peronosporaceae
Exons: 1
Coding region: 1-687 (228 amino acids)
Biological process (GO): superoxide metabolic process
Molecular function (GO): metal ion binding
Source: RefSeq, a predicted model, not a curated record